Messenger RNA from Durusdinium trenchii, 1572 nucleotides. The record is from the annotation of a GenBank genome assembly. Lineage: Eukaryota; Dinophyceae; Suessiales; Symbiodiniaceae.
GUAACGGGCAGGUAGGUUAGGCUUGUAAUGUAAGGCCAUCAAUCAGUGUGGGUGGUGUGAAGCAUCGGGAUUCUGUUAUGUAAUUCAGCUUCUGGAGGAGACCGCUGUUUGUUGACUUCCCAGAAGACCGCCAUGCCGCAACCGUUCUGGCUCUCCAGCCAAUGGUUUGGGAUUCGUUUAGCCAUAGCUUGGAACAAUUGACAUUCGACAUGUCAUGGCACUCAAUGACCGCCGUCCAGGCCAACCUCAGGCACAGUGACAUGCACAAGCCUUGCAGGGGGGCAGCUCUGCAGGUUUCAGCUCAGCUUGGAUCAGACUGUGCAGCAGCUUCUAGAUGAGCUGAUCCGAUGCUCUCCUUGGGACCGCAUGGAGGAUCUCCGAGUCCAUGCGGCUCAUGCACCGUACAGAGCCUUAGAUCCACGGAGCUUGCUGCAGGACCACCUGCCUGACACGCCAUUGGUCGUGGUCCGAAGUGCGCUGCAGGUGCGGCUCCAGGAGUUUCCCAAUGCGGGAAAGUUUCUGCAAGCCUUGAGUCGCUCAGCAUGGCAUCCCAAGUCCCCCAAUUUCAACCCCCGGUACAAAGCUGAGAUGGCAGAUGCCGUUGGCCUGGAGGAGGCUCGAGAGUUGAUCAGAGACGCUUUGCUGGACUAUCCCGCAGCUUCUGGCGAUCGGUUUAUUCGAACCUUUGGCUACUUGAGUUCGGAGAUGGAUCAAUCCAAUAUACUUGAUGUUGAAUUACUGCAAAACUUUGACCCUGGCCUCAAGACUUUCCGGCAUGCAGUUGGAAUGCACUGGCUGGACAUUGCCCGUGAAGCAGCCAGCAGAAGGCUCUCGCAAUGUCCGCCCCCAAUCUGUUUGUUUGAAAAGCCACGCGAUGCAAUGAUGCCAACGAAGCUGGAAGUGAUUGGCCACUUGUUUCCUUCCACCUUCGGUCUAAAUCUACAGAACUCCUUGACUCUUAAUGGUUGGAUUCCACAGGUAUCGCGGAAGGUUGCCGUAAGUUUGUUGCUCUCAAUGGACUUGGAUGCGGACCGGGAAGAGCUCGAAGCAGAGAUCCCUUAUUGGAUCCCAGAGGACGAGAUCGUGAGGCUAGUCCACGUGCAGCUGCGUUUGACCUGCUUGGGGAUUGCGGAGGUGCAAGGCGCAUUACACGAAGAGUCCGUGCAGUUUCUGGCAAAGUUGUUGGGCUACAGCUUCAGCGUUCUGAAUGUUGCAGGUGGGGCAGGUGACUUCAUUGAAAGAUUGUUGCAGGAAGUAGCACACUUGAAGUCAAUGCACUUGAAGCGAGGAAUCAUGCUGCUUGUUCUGGGUUUGACCCAAUGUGACUGGCAGUUGUCGGGUUUGACUUCAGCCGUUGGUGUGCCGCUUCGCUUGGUCCUGUGCUAUGAUUAGGCACUCAAAGCAGGGAUCGAAUGAGAUGCAUUGCGGAAACGCAGGAGAAAGGCAGUUGCACAUUGGAUCGAAUGAAGGAGACGGCAUGAUCCUGCGCAGCUUGGAGUACGAAACGACAGAUUUCUCCAAAGCGAACGAAGCGGGCACCCACUCCUGCAUCACUCCUGCACAAGACUCAAC